Mobula hypostoma (lesser devil ray) is the source of this 6660-nucleotide messenger RNA. RefSeq names its product adhesion G protein-coupled receptor L3.1 (gene adgrl3.1). Lineage: Eukaryota; Metazoa; Chordata; Chondrichthyes; Myliobatiformes; Myliobatidae. Gene Ontology annotation, biological process: adenylate cyclase-activating G protein-coupled receptor signaling pathway; cell surface receptor signaling pathway. The record is from RefSeq and is a predicted model, not a curated record. Gene Ontology annotation, molecular function: carbohydrate binding; G protein-coupled receptor activity. The transcript is spliced from 24 exons. Gene Ontology annotation, cellular component: plasma membrane. Bases 749 to 5242 code for a protein of 1497 amino acids.
UGGUGGCAGGGAGGUCGAGGAAGGAAGGAAGCGGAGCAGCUUUGUUGAACAAGGACGUUUCUCUCUCUCUCUCUCAUUCUCCGUGUGGAGUGUGGGAUUGUAUGGAAGGGAGCGCCGGGCUCUUGAAGGAAGACGAAAUAUAAGGGAAGGGGGAGGAGGAGGAGGGCAAAAUAAAACCAAGGGAGCAAUAACUGGAUACAAGAAAAGCCCAAAGCGGCGGAGAGUUGGACUGCGGCACACGGAGAGUGAUUGAGAAGGCUGCGGGUUGCGAAGUCUUGCAUAUUCGGACAGCCUUUCGAAGGGGAAAGAGUUCAAGAGCGUGAGGCAAAGCAGAAGAGCCGACACCCCCAUCCGAAUGGCAGCUUGCGAGAUGACCCUGGUGCACCAUCCGCCGCCGAGAGGGAGCUGCACACAGUGAACGGCCGCCGCCUUCCUUCACCGGAACACAGGGAGGAGAAGGUGGAGAUGCGAAUGGAGCUCAGUCGCAUCAGGGGUUGAGCGGAGGACGUCGUUUGUGCCUGCUCGGUGCAUGCACAGGGCUGUCUAAACGUUUCUAGAGCCAAGCUCUCGACCCAACAGGAGCUUAUCUUCCAGCAAGAGUGCUCUGUGGUGUUUCUCAUCUGUCUCAAAACUAUUUGACUUCAGUUGCCAAGGAAUUGAUUUGGUCAUUUGGCAGUGACCUUUCUGCAUGAUUAUUUCAAUCAUUUGGGAUUCAGUCAUUUAAUGCUGAGUGCGAAGUUCUAACGGAAUGUCAAGUGGGAGCAGUUCCUGUGCUUGGCCAAGAACCCUUAGUUAUACUUGCCCAACUGGACUUCACACAAUGGUCAUGUGGAUCCAUUGGUUCCUCAUCAUGCUCGUCAAUUCAGCUGCAGUAACUGCCUUUAACCGAGCUCCUGUCCCAAUGGCUGUGGUGAGAAGGGAGCUGUCCUGUGAGAGUUAUCCAAUUGAACUUCGCUGUCCUGGAACCGAUGUUAUUAUGAUUGAAAGUGCUAAUUAUGGAAGAACUGAUGAUAAAAUCUGCGAUGCAGAUCAAGCCCAGAUGGAAAACAUUCAAUGCUUCUUACCAGAUGCCUAUAAGAUAAUGUCACAGAGGUGUAAUAAUCGAACCCAAUGUGCCGUUGUUGCUGGACCUGAUGUGUUUCCAGAUCCGUGCCCAGGGACAUACAAGUAUUUGGAAGUUCAGUAUGAGUGUGUUCCUUACAUUUUCUUAUGCCCUGGAACACUUAAAGCUGUUUAUCAAAUGGACCACUUGUUUGAAUCUGAUCACCAAUCAGGAGCCUGGUGCAAAGACCCACUUCAAGCUUCAGACAAGAUCUACUACAUGCCGUGGACUCCGUACAGAACGGAUACAUUAACUGAAUACUCUUCAAUGGGGGAUUUCAUUGCAGGGCGACCAACCAUCACCUACAAACUUCCUCACCGAGUGGAUGGAACCGGCUUUGUAGUAUAUGAUGGAGCACUGUUCUUUAAUAAAGAACGAACAAGAAAUAUUGUGAAGUUCGAUCUCAGGACUAGGAUCAAAAGUGGGGAGGCCAUCAUAGCCAGUGCCAAUUACCACGACACAUCACCAUAUCGGUGGGGAGGGAAGUCUGAUAUUGAUUUGGCAGUGGAUGAGAAUGGACUAUGGGUUAUCUAUGCAACAGAGCAGAACAAUGGCAAAAUAGUAAUUAGCCAAUUAAAUCCUUACACAUUGAGGAUUGAAGGAACCUGGAAUACUGCUUAUGAUAAGAGAUCAGCUUCAAAUGCUUUCAUGAUUUGUGGCGUCCUCUAUGUGGUGAAAUCAGUAUAUGAAGAUGAUGACAAUGAAGCCACUGGGAAUAAGAUAGACUACAUCUAUAACACUGAGCUGAGUAUGGAUGGCAAUAUUGAAGUAUUAUUCCCAAACUCCUACCAGUAUAUUGCAGCAGUGGAUUAUAACCCGAGAGACCACAAACUCUAUGUGUGGAACAAUUAUCAUGUCCUGAAGUAUUCGCUGGAGUUUGGUCCACUCAAUGAAAAAGAAACAACAUCUUCAUCGUUUGUCAAGGAAACGACCAAAAUCUCCAACGUUGCGAUGACUACGACCACAACCACGCCCGUUUCAAGGAGGAGUGUUAAGGCAACACUGACGCCUGCACCAGAGAUUCCAUCAUUAUUUCACAGGACCAGUGCAAAGACACCAAUAGCAUCCCGCCUCCCUCCUGAGGCCGCAGAGUGCUGCGAAGCCACAGACAAACGUGAUAUAUCUUGGCCCAGAACCCAGCCCGGGGAGACAGCUAAAAGACCUUGUCCUCUAGGAACAGUGGGUGUAGCCACCUAUACAUGUUUGUCGCCUGAAGGAUACUGGGAUCCCUUGGGUCCAGACCUGAGUAACUGCAGCUCCCCGUGGAUAAACCUGCUGUCUCAGAAGGUUCGAUCUGGCGAGACUGCUGACAAUAUUGCUCGGGAGCUUGCAGAACAGACAAAACACCUGAUUCAUGCUGGGGAUAUUUUGUUCUCAGUAAAGCUCAUGGAACAAUUAGUGGAUCUACUAAACCGGCAACUCCGUAACCUCACUCCGGGUGGAAAAGACAAUGCUGCUCGGAGCCUUAACAAGCUUCAGAGACGAGAGCAAUCUUGCAGAGCCUACGUUAAGGCCAUGGUAGCGACAGUCAACAACCUCCUGCAACCACAAGCUCUGGAUGCUUGGAAAGACCUGAUGACCAAUGAUCAGCUGCGAGCAGCCACCAUGUUACUUGACACUGUGGAGCAGGGAGCCUUUGUCCUCGCUGACAACUUACUCAAGACAGACAUAGUGCGAGAAAACACAGAAAAUAUAUUGUUGGAGGUUGCCCGAUUGAGCACUGACGGAUCAUUAGAAGAUUUACAAUUUCCACAAAAUGGACUAAAUGGGAAUUCCAUCCAGCUUUCUGCAAGUACUCUGAAAAAGAAUGGCCGCAAUGGUGAAAUAAGAUUGGUUUUCGUCCUCUACAAUAAUCUGGGAAGUUACCUUUCUACAGAGAAUGCCAGCUUCAAACAAGGAAGUGAAGCGAUGUCAACCAACCACACGGUUAUAGUCAAUUCUCAGGUCAUCUCUGCAGCAAUAAACAAGGAAAGCAAUCGGAUCUAUUUGGCGGCACCUGUCAUUUUCACCUUAAAACACAUUGAUCUCCAAAACAAUUUUAAUCCAAACUGUUCUUUCUGGAGCUACUCUAAACGGACAAUGACAGGGUACUGGUCCACACAAGGCUGCAGAAUGUUGGGAUCGAACAGAACUCACACCACGUGCUCCUGCAAUCAUCUGACAAACUUCGCUGUCCUCAUGGCACACAAAGACGUAAAGUUUAGUGACCCUGUGCAUGAACUGCUGCUGGAGGUUAUUACCUGGGUUGGUAUCCUGAUAUCCCUCGUCUGCCUGCUGAUCUGCAUCUUCACCUUUUGUUUUUUCCACGGACUUCAGAGUGACCGAAACACUAUUCACAAAAACCUCUGCAUCAGUCUCUUUGUGGCUGAGCUCCUUUUCCUAAUUGGAAUCAAUCGUACAGACCAACCGAUUGCCUGUGCUGUUUUUGCAGCUUUGCUUCACUUCUUCUUCCUGGCUGCGUUCACUUGGAUGUUUUUGGAAGGUGUUCAGCUCUACAUUAUGUUGGUGGAGGUCUUUGAAAGUGAGCACUCCCGCAGAAAAUACUUUUACCUGGUUGGCUAUGGGGUACCAGCUCUCAUUGUCGCCGUUUCAGCUGCUGUGGAUUACCGGAGCUACGGGACGACAACAGCAUGUUGGUUAAGGCUAGACACAUACUUCAUCUGGAGCUUUAUAGGCCCUGCCACCUUGAUUAUUAUGUUGAACGUGAUAUUUCUUGGGAUUGCUCUUUACAAGAUGUUCCAUCACACAACUGUGCUGAAACCAGAAUCUAGCUGUUUAGACAAUAUCAACUGUGAGGAUAACAGACCCUUCAUCAAAUCAUGGGUCAUUGGUGCCAUAGCUCUCCUUUGUCUUCUUGGACUCACGUGGGCUUUCGGACUUAUGUUCAUUAAUGAAAGCACUGUUAUCAUGGCAUAUCUCUUCACCAUUUUCAACUCACUUCAGGGAAUGUUUAUAUUCAUUUUCCACUGUGUUCUACAGAAGAAGGUGAGGAAAGAAUAUGGCAAAUGCUUCCGUACCCAGUGCUGCAGUCGGAAAAGCACAGACAGUUCUAUUGGGUCAGCAAAGACAUCCGGUGCUCGAACUCCCGGUCGAUACUCUACAGGCUCUCAAAGCCGGAUUAGAAGGAUGUGGAAUGAUACGGUUCGAAAGCAGUCCGAAUCUUCCUUCAUCACAGGAGAUAUCAACAGUUCAGCAUCAUUGAAUAGAGGGGCUAUGGCUAAUCAUCUAAUAACCAAUGCUCUGCUUCGUCCUCAUGGUACUAACAAUCCCUAUAACACAUUGCUUGGGGAAUCUGCAGUCUAUAACAACCCCUCAGUCAGCAUGUACAACACGCAAGAGGUGUUGCUGAACAAUGCCAGGGAUACAACUGUCAUGGAUACUCUACCACUGAAUGGUAACCAUGGCAACAGCUACAGCAUUGCCAGUGGGGAAUACCUGAGUGAUUGCGUGCAAAUUAUCGACCGUGGUUACAACCACAAUGAGACAGCCUUAGAGAAAAAGAUUCUGAAAGAACUCACUUCCAACUACAUCCCUUCCUAUCUGAACAAUCACGAGCGUGCCAAUGAGCAGAACAGGAAUCUCAUGAACAAACUAGUGAACAACAUUGGGAAUGGUAGUGAGGAUGACGCAAUUGUUCUUGAUGACGCAACUUCGUUUAACCACGACGAAAGCCUUGGACUGGAACUUAUCAGAGAGGAGUCAGAUGCUCCUCUGUUGCCACAAAGGGCACAUUCAGUAGAAAGCCAUCAGGCCCAGCAUUAUCCCUGCAGGAGGCGGAUCCCUCAAGAUCAUAGUGAGAGCUUUUUUCCUUUGUUAACCAAUGAGCACACGCAAGAACUGCAGUCACCUAACAGGGAUUCUCUGUAUACCAGCAUGCCUGCUUUGGCAGGAGUGCCCGUGACAGAUGGUAGUGCCCCUCAGACCCAAAGUGCUGCUCCACCAACCAAAAGUAGUGAUGGUGAUGAUGUGUAUUAUAAAAGUAUGCCGAAUCUGGGCUCCAAGAACCAUGAACAGCAACUUCUCAAUUAUUACCAGCUAGGACGUGGAAGUAGUGAUGGAUUUAUAGUUCCUCCCAAUAAAGAAGGCUCCUCACCCGAAGGGAAUUCAAAGGGUCCAUCACACUUGGUCACCAGUCUAUAGGGGAAAAGACUAACCCUGGAUACCUGGCUCUGGUUUUUCAGAAGCAAGUGAAAAGAUCUGUGUAUGCUUGAAUCUAAAUGCUGUUCAUAUACUGCUGAACUACUUCGAGAUGUUUUUAUUCAGACCAACCUAGCAAGGCACUGCAGGGGAAGCAGAUGAUAAAGAAAUAGUCUGUUUUAAGGCAAAAACAAAAUAAAAUAUUAUUGAACUGAUUGAGAAGGGUUGGACAUGUAUAUUGAAAUGGAAUUCGGUUUUGCUUCCUUAAUAAUGCUAAAUUUUUAUCUUUUUUUUCUUGUGUCUAUUUUCUCAAGGACUUCUAACUGAAGCUUGGUGUAGGUCAGUGUCAGCUGAACUGGUGCGAGGCUAUGGAUUGCUUUCUUUUACUCUUUUCUUUUUUUUUAUUAUCACUGUAUAUCAAUUGUGAUUGUCUCUCACAAAUUGCAGUUGCAUUUCACGCAGCUGCAGAACUCCUACAAUCAAAAGGAAAUCUGUUCAAUCUCCAAGAAAAGGAACUAUUCAAACCAUUAUGCUAGACACGUUUAUGUUUUGCUGUAAUAAUUCUGAUUAUAAAACUAAUGAUGAGAAUUUUGAAAAAGUUCAAUGUACAGACACGCAGCAUUGCACAUAUAUUGUAGUAUGCUUUUUCCCUCCAGUUUUAUGUCUUUGUUGAUGUAGUGAACAAGACAGUUUCUGUUGUGCUGGUCUUGCAAGUUUUGCCAGUAGGAACAGUGUUUUUUCAUAAGUCUUUCUGUUGGACUUUUAUUUUUCCUGACAGUUCCUCCGAAGAACACCGUUUAUAAAGCUCAUUUUAUAGUGAGGUGAUCACAAUUACUAAGAAAAGAAGUUUUUUAAAAACUGUUUUAGGUUUUUCUCGCUGUGUAUUUUGAAGUGAAGUCAUGUUUUUUGCCAACAAAACAAAUUAAAAACUUUAGAAUUUACAGCAGGUACAUUUUUGUUUACAAUGCACUAUGUUAUUCAUAAAUGUGUUCAGUAAUGAAAGUCCACAACGGGAGCUAGGCACUCUUUUAGACACCAAGGACUCUUGGUAGAAAAUAGUGGAACUCAUGCAUGUGGAGAAAUAAAAAAGUAGCAACAAUUUUGUGUUAAAUCUAGUCAAAGCACUAGGCACUUGUACCGUGGUGGUAAAAAUAUUGACUUAUUAAAAUGAAAGUUAUUUUGAAAUGAAAAAAGAUGAUUUCUCUAUCUUUUUUUCUUUCCUUCUUUCACAGGGAAUUUAUUUAUUUGGCAUUAAUUAGUUGACAUGAGCAUCCCUUUAGUAAUGACCUUGGCACAAUUUGUCAUUUUUUUUUUAAAGUUAUGAUCCAUUUUUGUAUGGUUUGCAAGUUGAAUGACCUCAUUACUAAUAUUUGUUGUAAAAGUGACUCUUGUCUGCCAACAAAUAAAUCACUGAUUACAGA